This is a messenger RNA of Mesorhabditis belari, 672 nucleotides long. The record is from the annotation of a GenBank genome assembly. NCBI's taxonomy places the organism in Eukaryota, Metazoa, Nematoda, Chromadorea, Rhabditida, Rhabditidae.
AUGUUGUUCACAAUAUGGCGUCUAGCUCGCGGUGAUGAUGAAGUCAGUGCAACGGAGUCGGCUCCUUUCGAUCAAACACGCCAAUUCAACCCUUCUCAACAGCCACUGCAUUUCAAUGAUCGCGAUGCAGAUGUGAAAAAGAAAAUCGCGCUUUUCAACCUCCUAGAACCAUUUGGCGAUGAUCAGAUGAAAGAACAAGCCGAUCGGAAUGCUUUUCUACAAGUUCUAUAUGCGAUCAACGCCGGAAGUCUGGCCGGAAAUAUUCGCGAGAUCAAACGAGAAGGACGAUUUGAACAAAAUGGAAGACCUCGUCGUGUAAUUGUGACAUUCACCGAUGAAAAUGUGCAACAAAACGUUGUCGAAUGUGCGCGGCAACUCUCAAAGAUUCGUCAACUGAAACAUCUAACGCUUUAUGCCUACAAAUCACCGAUGGCACAACGAUUCAAACCACUUCCGAAACAACAAACGAAACGUCAAAACAAGAAAGCGCGGCCGACGAGAGCGAAGGGGAAUCGCGGUGCCACUUCUCGGAAGAGUCCCGAUCAAAAGUUCGAGCAAAGAGGCAAGAAAGAAUUACGACCUCAACGUCCACCGCCAUCUGAUUCGCCUCAACUUCCACAAAACAGCCACGCUUGGAGCUUGUACGGGAGUACGACAAAUCCUUCGAAUGGU